GCAUAAAAAAAAAAAUCACAGAUUCUUAUUCCAAACAAAGCCAAUAAAUCUGAUCGAAACCAGACAACAGUCUUUGCGGUAACGUGAAAGACGAGGUUUAUAUAUGAAAUUAGGUUACUCACGUGGCUCUCCUUGCACGCAACCGCCGCUUAAUUUCCCUGCUCAUUGAUUUCGUGCUGCCUCUUCAACAAUGACCUUGAACCUUCCUUCUCCUUUCUUCAAUUAUAUAAUCAAACUUUAUGUUAAAUUUUAAUAUACAGACAGAGCAGAUGAAGAAUGAAUGAUUGGUGGAGAUUCUCACAGCGAUCUUCUCCGAUGGCAUGGACCCGCUUCUGUCUCCCGCUUGCUUUACUUUGAUUCCUCUUUGUUUUAUGAGUCAGAAUCUUCAUUUUAAAUCUUUCUGUCAUCAGGGUUUCACUUGUUGCAGAUUUUCCCUCUUUGUGAGUAAUUAUCAGAAGAAGAAGAAGAAGAACUGGUGUUUCAAUGGCUGGUAUGCUUCCUGGGGUCGAGUGUGCAAGAAGAAGAAGGUUUCAUCAAAGUGGAGGGUGCUCUGAUUCUCCAAGUAUGGCGGCUCAUGGCUGGUCAAGAAGAUCUUCUUUUUGUUUAUAUACAAGCAACCAUGAAACCCAUCACCAUAGUUCUUCUAUGAUCUCUUCCCGGCAAAGAAGCAUAAUGAGUGAGGCAUACGAGGAUGAGAAGCUAGGGGGAGCAGCUGGAGAAGCUAGAGAAAGAUUAGAUGAGAGAUUGAGAACUCAGAGGAAGUCAUCAGAGUCCAAAAGGCAAAUGAGUGCUGGGAAAGAGAGGUUGAGGUCAGGAGAGUUGCAUACAGAAGUAUUUGGAACAUUAAAGAGCAGCAGCAGCAGCAGCAGCAGGAGUGGGUCAAAGAGGUUCAGCUGGGCAAAGUUAAGUUGGAAGGCUUCAGAGCAAGAAGAGUGUGCAAUUUGCUUGGAGAGGUUCAAGACGGGUGAGACUCUGGGUCAUCUUCCAUGUGCUCAUAGGUUCCAUGGAAGGUGUUUGGUUCCAUGGCUAGAUGCCAAUGCUCAUUGCCCUUGUUGCAGAAUGGAAAUCUUGACAUCGCCAUUACCUUAACCAAAUUAAUUAAUUCUUCUUCUGCCAUAGAGUAGUUGGUGUGGAAAGAUUUGUAAUCGAUGCUUUGCUUUUAAUUAUGUGAUGCAUUAACUGGAGCUAAUUGAUGUUUUCAACAAAGCUUUUCGCCUGGAAA
This is a messenger RNA of Mangifera indica (mango), 1222 nucleotides long. RefSeq names its product probable E3 ubiquitin-protein ligase RHY1A. The record is from RefSeq and is a predicted model, not a curated record. The transcript is spliced from 3 exons. The coding region runs from base 484 to 1089 and encodes 201 amino acids. NCBI's taxonomy places the organism in Eukaryota, Viridiplantae, Streptophyta, Magnoliopsida, Sapindales, Anacardiaceae.